GCGUUAUCAGGAGGUGGGUUUCCCCCAAGAUUGCCGGUAGGUCAAGAGAGAUGAAAUCGUUUGCGCAUUGUUCAGUUGAACGGUGACUACUGAGAAGAACAGUUGUGGCUAGAUUACAACAAACGUGUGUAGGUAGAUUUUAACUUCCAGAAUGAAGCGAACGGUUAGUGGCAUUCUCCUGCUGGCGUUGUCUAUCUGGGGAUCGUUCGCCGAAGAGGUUUCGAGCGAAGACUUGCCGGAGGAUAUUGUGGCAUGCCCCGGUGGAUACUGUGUUGAAAUAUAUCUAUGUGUCAACAACACAAUUGUAAGAGAAGGUGAAAAUAUCAUUGAAACGAGAAUGCUAGCGGGAGAAGAUCCGGACGAACUCAUUUCAGUCGACCAUCAGCAAGACGCAGAGGACGACGGCUGUGAGGAAUUUCUCAUGAAAUGCUGUUCCCUAUCACCACGCAAGGACGGGCCAAGAGUGGUGCCAACUGCAGAAGAUACGGUCGGAUUGGAAAUACCACAGCCUACAUGUGGUCUAGGUAAUCCACGGGGUUAUGUUUACCACGUAGAGGAUUCCACCGUUGCUCAGUUUGCUGAAUUCCCCUGGAUGGCGGCCCUUUUGCACAAUUCGGAACUUCUGGGCGAAAAGAAACAGGUCUAUUUCUGUGGUGGAUCACUGAUCCAUCCUCUGGUGGUCCUAACGGCAGCGCACUGUUUGCAGAACUUCAACGAACCGGGCGAGUUGAUAGUACGUUUAGGCGAGUGGGAUACGAUCACAGAAAAUGAGCCUCUGAAACAUGAGAGUUUGAAUGUUCAAAAAAUCAUCACCCAUGAGUCAUAUCACAAGAAGAAGUUCCACAACGACUUGGCUCUACUAAUACUGGAAGAGCGAGCUAAGCUGAACGUGCACAUUCGGCCGAUCUGCCUGCCGGAGCCGAAUGAGUCAUUUGACGACGUCAACUGCGUAACUUCCGGUUGGGGUAAGAAAGAAUUCAACGAGCUUGGAAAGUAUGCCGAAGUGAUGAAGAAGGUAGAACUACCCAUUGUCGGUCACCGGCAGUGCAAUGAAAUGCUGAAAAAUACCCGACUUGGACCGUUCUUCCCGCUACACUCGAGUUUCCUCUGUGCCGGUGGCGAACCAGGCGUUGAUGUGUGCAAAGGUGACGGAGGAUCCCCGCUAGCGUGCGCUAAGGCGAACGGAGAAUUCGUACAGGCCGGAAUAGUUGCCUGGGGAUUGGGGUGCGGAGAGGACGGUGUUCCGGGAGUGUACGUCAACGUGUCAGUUUUUAUUGACUGGAUUAAAGACAACUUGUCGAGAGAAGGUACAUCAGCGGAUGCCCUGGAUGAUUUUUCUGCAUAUGUGCUACGUACAUGUUCCUGUGCACGUAAGCCGCACUGCACACAUUGCAUUGAUAUGGAGUCUCGCCGCUGUGCGUUCGCAUGUGGAUGUUCCAGACCGAUUUGCAGUAGAAGGCUUUAGAGCACAGCGGACACUGGAAAUCUCGCGUCUGGUUGUGAAUCUUCAUGUGGUAGCUUA
This is a messenger RNA of Topomyia yanbarensis, 1522 nucleotides long. RefSeq names its product inactive CLIP domain-containing serine protease A28-like. The record is from RefSeq and is a predicted model, not a curated record. Gene Ontology annotation, biological process: proteolysis. NCBI's taxonomy places the organism in Eukaryota, Metazoa, Arthropoda, Insecta, Diptera, Culicidae. The transcript has 6 exons. The coding region runs from base 152 to 1465 and encodes 437 amino acids. Gene Ontology annotation, molecular function: serine-type endopeptidase activity.